UUAUGUAUUUAUUUAUGGGGAAGUUGAUAUGAAGGGUGAGAUCUGUCGCUACUGCAGAAGUGAAAUCGAGAAAGAAGAUGGGUGGAGGAGGACAUGGACAUGGCGGAGGCACAACCUACAAAGGCGUAACAAUUCAUCAACCUAAGCGCUGGCACACUGUCACCGGGAAAGGCUUGUGUGCUGUCAUGUGGUUUUGGGUGAUGUACAGGGCGAAACAAGAUGGUCCUGUAGUAUUGGGUUGGAGGCAUCCUUGGGAGGGUCAUGAUGAUCAUGGAAGCGGUCAUUAAAAUUCUUAGGUUCCUGCUGCAAAAAGGGGAACAUCAGAACUGGAAGGGUCUGUUUCUGUGAAUGUGAAUCAAAUGUCUAUUUUGUUUCAUCAUUUAAUAAAUUGACUAUAAAAUAAGAGAUAAUUUUUACAUGAUUCCAUGAGCAUAGAUUUGUUUGAGCACCUUACUUGUUAACUUGUAUGAAGGUUUAUGGUUGUUGUUUGGACAAUUUAAUUUAUCCAUGUUUCGUGUGAGAGAAAUUUACGAUAAUAUCCUGAAUGAAUGUGUAUCAA
Cicer arietinum (chickpea) is the source of this 559-nucleotide messenger RNA. RefSeq names its product NADH dehydrogenase [ubiquinone] 1 beta subcomplex subunit 2. The record is from RefSeq and is a predicted model, not a curated record. Gene Ontology annotation, cellular component: mitochondrial inner membrane; respiratory chain complex I. Lineage: Eukaryota; Viridiplantae; Streptophyta; Magnoliopsida; Fabales; Fabaceae.